AUGUACUACAUACAGCCUCUUGGGCCAUUACGCGAGGCGCGGUCAACUCUCGUCAAAUUUCUUGAAACCGCUUGUGUCGGUUUUCUUUCCUCAAUGUUGUUUCGGGUAUCACAGUCAUCUCACUGCUCUGACAAAAUACGGGUGGGUCAACAUUGAGAAGGUGACAGGAUCAUUUAGAACAUUUAGGAAUGAUUUAGGGAGAUUUUGCCUCUAAUUCAAAGAUUUGUGACGAGUAUUGUACAUUGGUAAGAUUUCAAAUGACGGAUUUUCCCAAUUGCUGCUCAUAACCAUCAUGCUACAACGCCUGUGACAUUUAGAAUAAACUUUAAGUUUUAUUUACAUUUCGGUUAAGAUAAAAUCAUUAUAAUCAGUAUUAAUUGCAGGAAGUAUUAACAGGACAAAAGACAUGCUGUUCAAAAAACUUUGAGCUUUUAUCACCGCUUCGGCAGAAGUCCUGGCAUAAAUAUGGGUAACAUUUAUCACGAUGAAUCAGUCGUCUCCGAAGAGGUUUCGAACACAUCGUCGAGCUAAGUAAUGGGAAGAUUCAACCUUCUGAUUAUGCCCUAUAUGCGCCUUAUCUCGCAGGUCAGGAAGAUUUGAGAAAAUGUUAUAAUUGUUAAUUCAAACAUUUCUUUCUUCUAUUUGCAGAUUUUUGACGUUUUCUCGGUCACUCACGGACAAUCGAUAUUUGCGGCUAAAGGUAAAAAAAUAGAUUUGCCAUGAGUUGUUAGAAAGAAAUGGCGAAUUCACCGUUUGUUUGUGACAGCAGCCCAUGAGCCUGGUUGUAUUGACCUUAAAUGUUUAGAUUCACAACCUAAUUAUAACUACUUUUAUAUAAUUACAGGAUGUGGUCCUUGAAAGUCCUCAUCGUUCUCUGUACCCUCAUACAGUGGGAAGCAAAUAGUGUUCAUGGAUGGUGGUAUCCCCCAGACUGCUACAGCCUUCGUUUUCAGAACGCACCAAGUGGAAUGUAUUACAUACAACCGCUCGGUCCAAACACCCAACCCAUUCGUGUGCACUGCGAAAUGACAAUCGGUGGGGGUGGCUUCACCUUUCUUCCCCGCAGCCUUACAAGAACAUCAUCAGCGAGCAGGAUUGUCAGAGCUUUAUUUCGAGACAGGUACAAUGUCCUGCUGAAGUUGAAGAAGAGAAGUGGUAGCGAGUCAUACAUUCUGAUCCAGCCUCAUCCGCAUUUCGCCAACACAGAGUUUGGGUUGUUAGUCAACAGAUUCCAUGGUUACACCAGACCGCUGAACGCCUUCAUGAAAGAGUACAUCCUUCUCGGUAUUAUUCCAGCACAUGCUGCACGUCGCCGUAGUAUCCAAGGUUUCACAUCCAACGGGCACAUAAUCCAGUUCAGAAAUUGCGAUGCCAAUCCCAACAGCUAA
Messenger RNA from Porites evermanni, 1388 nucleotides. The record is from the annotation of a GenBank genome assembly. NCBI's taxonomy places the organism in Eukaryota, Metazoa, Cnidaria, Anthozoa, Scleractinia, Poritidae.